AAUGGCGGACGAAGUAGCAAAAAGUGAGAAAGUAUUAUUGUAGUGAAUAUUUCUAUAUCUAUUAAACUUGAAAUUUAUGUAUUGAAGUUUGAAAGUGUUCUUACACUAUGGGCGAAACAUUGGGCGAUGCAUUUUGGCUUAUUAUAGUUGCUAUUAUGUGGGGCUCUACCAACCCUCUUAUCAAGAAGGGAAGUACAGGAAUAGAACAAGUCAGGCGAAGUAAUGCUUUGAUGCAGUUUGUAGCUGAAAUAAAGUUCCUGGUUUUCAACUGGAAGUACAUGGUUCCAUUCUUGUUGAAUCAAAGUGGGUCUGUAAUAUUCUAUUUAACAUUAGCAUCUGCAGACCUUUCUCUUGCUGUUCCAAUAACAAAUUCCUUGACAUUUCUCUUUACGAUYCUCACUGGAAGAUUACUUGGAGAGGAGAGUGCUUCUAAAGAAACCUAUGCAGGAAUGGCACUUGUAAUGGCUGGAGUAACACUGUGUGUUUUGGACAGAACAUAAAUUUGUGGGCUGCUUGCUGGUGUGCUCAAGAAUCACUCAUUUUCUUGGUGUUUGCAAUAAGUAGAGAAUGUCAUCUGUCAUGUUACAAAAUCAAUGACAUUAUGUGAACCACCAAACAUGUGGUGUACAAAAACAACCUAUCAUUUUGCUGUUCUAAUCAAAUUUUGUACAGUCUUUGACAUGAAGAUCAUGUUAUAAGUGUACCAGAUGUGUUAAAUGUAUCAGAAUUAAGAACAUUCUUUCAAUGCUAAGUCAUGUUUUCACUAUCAGAGAUCAUAGAUGAGAAAACUGACACAGCGAAAUCACUAAACCUGUGAAAUAGAUAUUAGCCUAAUACACAUUAGUAGACCGAAAUUCCAUUAUUUCAUGUCUAUUUGACUUUUACACGUUGACUAAUAUUUUUUAUUUCAUGGGUUAAAUGCCUUCACUCUAUCAGAUAUGCCUUUAGCCUUAGUGACCAAUCUUGACUAUAGAUCAGAAACAGCAGUCACUCUUCAUAUGCCACAUACUCCAGGCUUUGAUUGGCAGAAAGGUGUGGUCUGUUCUGAUUACAACCUCAAUCCUGAGGUUUUCAUUUUUACUUGCCUAAAAGAUUAGACAUAGGAAACAAAUUUAAAGACAAAAACAACUGCACAACAAAUUAAUUUAAUAGAUAUCAAAACUAGUUUAUUUUUCUUUUGUACCAAAUAUUUUAAGACAGUUACAAUUACAGAAAUUUUAAGUAACUUUAAGCUAGCCUCAAAAAAGCAGAUUGCAAAACUUGAAAAUAUUAUCAAAUGGUCUUUGGUUACUUUGGMUGCAAAUUAUAACAAACUGAAACGUUUUAUUUAAUAUUAUCACAAAAUACACUUAUGCAAGAAUUUAACUUAUUUCUUAAAUAGUGCAGACAAAAACUCCUUAGAAAUUGUUUAUGGUCUCUUUCUUUUAUAAAAUAUUCACCUAUAACUACAGAAUUGACAUUUUAACCUUUCAUUUAACGUUUUGUUGACUCUAAACUACUCGUCACAAUACAAUUAUUGUCACGCUACAAACUGUUGCUAGAAUGCGUGACAACCAAAAAAGUCACGUUUGAAAAAAUGGCAUGAUUUCAUAACUAACUUAAACUAAUUUCAAUUGAGAAAUUAUAGUUCAUAGGUACUAACAUUUGAUAUUACUCCAGUUAACAAAUCAAUUGAAGACUUAAUUUGCAUAAGAACCAACGGGCCAGAUUGUUGAUUCUUUUUUAGUUAGAUGUUGAGAAUUUUCCUAUUUACUUUCACUAAAUGAGUAAUUUUCCCCAGAAUUACUCAAAAAGCAAAA
Messenger RNA from Actinia tenebrosa (Australian red waratah sea anemone), 1799 nucleotides. RefSeq names its product transmembrane protein 234. Lineage: Eukaryota; Metazoa; Cnidaria; Anthozoa; Actiniaria; Actiniidae. The record is from RefSeq and is a predicted model, not a curated record.